Chrysochloris asiatica (Cape golden mole) is the source of this 1755-nucleotide messenger RNA. RefSeq names its product WW domain containing transcription regulator 1 (gene WWTR1). Gene Ontology annotation, cellular component: nucleus; cytoplasm. Gene Ontology annotation, molecular function: protein binding; transcription corepressor activity; transcription coactivator activity. The transcript has 6 exons. Bases 5 to 1207 code for a protein of 400 amino acids. The record is from RefSeq and is a predicted model, not a curated record. Lineage: Eukaryota; Metazoa; Chordata; Mammalia; Afrosoricida; Chrysochloridae. Gene Ontology annotation, biological process: positive regulation of transcription by RNA polymerase II; hippo signaling.
GAAGAUGAAUCCGGUCUCCGGGCCCCCUCCACUCCCGCCGCCCGGGCAGCAAGUGAUCCACGUCACGCAGGACCUGGACACGGACCUCGAAACCCUCUUCGAUUCCGCCAGGAACCCCAAGCCCAGCUCGUGGCGGAAGAAGAUCCUGCCGGAGUCCUUCUUCAAGGAGCCUGACUCGGGCUCGCACUCACGCCAGUCGAGUACCGACUCCUCUGGCAGCCACCCGGGACCCCGACUGGCAGGCGGUGCCCAGCACGUCCGUUCUCACUCGUCGCCCGCGUCCCUGCAGCUGGGCACGAGUGCGGGCGCCACGGGCAGCCCGGCGCAGCAGCAUGCGCACCUCCGCCAGCAGUCCUAUGACGUGACCGACGAGCUGCCGCUGCCCCCGGGCUGGGAGAUGACCUUCACGACCACUGGCCAGAGGUACUUUCUCAAUCACAUAGAGAAAAUCACCACAUGGCAAGACCCUAGGAAGGCGAUGAAUCAGCCCUUGAAUCAUAUGAACCUCCACCCUGCUGCCACUUCCACACCAGUGCCUCAGAGGACCAUGGCAGUGUCCCAGCCAAUUCUAGUGAUGAACCACCAACACCAGCAGCAAAUGGCACCCAAUAACCUGAGCCAGCAGAGCCACCCUACUCAGAACCCACAAGCAGGACUCAUGACCAUGCCCAAUGCAUUGACCACUCAGCAGCAACAGCAGCAGAAACUGCGGCUUCAGCGGAUCCAGAUGGAGAGAGAGAGGAUUAGAAUGUGCCAAGAGGAGCUCAAGAGGCAGGAAGCUGCACUCUGUAGACAGCUCCCCAUGGAAGCUGAGACUCUGGCCACAAUUCAGGCUGCUGUCAACCCCCCCACCAUGACCCCAGACAUGAGAUCCAUCACUAAUAAUGGCUCAGAUCCUUUCCUCAAUGGAGGGCCUUAUCAUUCAAGGGAGCAGAGCACUGACAGUGGCCUGGGGCUGGGAUGCUACAGUGUCCCAACAACUCCAGAAGAUUUCCUCAGCAAUGUGGAUGAGAUGGACACAGGAGAAAAUGCAGGACAGACACCUAUGAACAUCAAUACUCAGCAGACCCGCUUCCCUGAUUUUCUUGACUGUCUUCCGGGAACAAAUGUUGACCUAGGAACAUUGGAAUCUGAAGAUCUGAUCCCCCUCUUCAAUGAUGUAGAGUCUGCACUGAACAAAAGCGAGCCCUUUCUAACCUGGCUGUAGUCAGUACUGUUGUAGCUUGGAUGCAGCCAUAACCUGACAUUUCCUGGGCCUCUUGGAAAAAACAAUGGGACAGAGCAAGUCUGCAGGUGCACCACUUUCUGCCUCCAUGACUUUUGCUCUCUCCUUUCCAUGUGGCCAGUUUAAUCAUUGCCUGGAUUUGAUUGAAAGUAACUUAAGUUACACUCAUAAAUAAAUAGUCUAUUUUCAUUUUCUGCAAGCCUGCAUUCCUGUGAUGGGUUAUGCAAAAUUGAUUAUGCAGAAUUAUGUUUUCUCUAUUCUCUCUGCUGCUCCAUGACUAAGCUGUAUGAGUGGUAGUUUAAAUUUAUAGAUCAAUUGACUAUAAACCAUAAAAAGCUCACCACAGGCAGUAACUUCUGAUGGGUGGCUUGGUCCAGGAAAUGUGCACAAAAGGAGACCCCAUUUGCAAUUUCAAAAACUGGUGGCAGUAGUAUCAAAUGCUUUAAAAUAUAUUUAACUUGAGCUUUAAAAAAAUCAUUGUAUGGAUAGUAAAAUUCUGCUGUAUGGCGUACAAUGUAGUUUUGGAUCCA